AUGUUCCGUUCCGCUGUUGUCCGCUCGUUGAGAGCCUCUGUUCCCCGUGCUGUUCGCACUCCUGUUGCCUUCCAGAUCCGUAGCUCUCCUGUUGCUCGUCCUGCUCAGUUCGCUCCUCGCUUCGCCUACCAGGGUGUCCGUCUCUAUUCCGCCCCUGCCGGUCUGAACAAGGAGGAGGUCGAGGGUCGGAUAGUCAACCUGCUUAAGAGCUUCGACAAGGUUUCCGAUGCUAGCAAGAUCAACGGCGCCUCUCACUUCUCGAACGACCUCGGUCUGGACAGCCUGGAUACCGUUGAGGUUGUGAUGGCUAUUGAGGAGGAGUUCAGCAUCGAGAUCCCCGACAAGGAGGCCGAUACCAUCCACAGCGUUGACAAGGCUGUUGAGUACAUCCUUGCUCAGCCCGAUGGUAAGUUCCACUACGAAAUGGCCCUCGAUGGCUCCAGUCACUAA
Aspergillus clavatus NRRL 1 is the source of this 450-nucleotide messenger RNA. It is a transcript of the gene acpA, whose product is annotated as acyl carrier protein. NCBI's taxonomy places the organism in Eukaryota, Fungi, Ascomycota, Eurotiomycetes, Eurotiales, Aspergillaceae. Gene Ontology annotation, cellular component: mitochondrion. Bases 1 to 450 code for a protein of 149 amino acids. Gene Ontology annotation, biological process: fatty acid biosynthetic process. Gene Ontology annotation, molecular function: acyl binding; acyl carrier activity. The transcript has 5 exons. The record is from RefSeq and is a predicted model, not a curated record.